Molecule: messenger RNA, 315 nt
Organism: Symbiodinium natans
Lineage: Eukaryota; Dinophyceae; Suessiales; Symbiodiniaceae
Source: the annotation of a GenBank genome assembly
AUGAUGCAGUGCGACACCAUGCUGUGCCCAGAAGACGUGUAUUACACCAAUGAUUCCAUUUCAAGUACUUUCUCAGAUGGCAGAUCCAUCUACGAUGCUGCGGCAAGUUUCAACACACACAGCUUACGGGUAACGGACUUUCCGUUGAUGCACGUGUUCAGAAGUGGCAGUUGUUAUUUCAGUCGCAACAACCGGCACUUGUGGGUCUUUCGCAACUCCGGCGUGGAUUUGGUACCGGUCAAGUUGGUACGGCGUCCCGCUCGCUCCAGUCGCUUGCUCCCACGAGAGCAUGUUUGUGUGCGGUACGCUCGGUAG